CGGCAUAUUUUUUUCUUUGAUACAGAAGAACAAGCAAAAGACUAUUUUCACGAUCUAACUCUUCUUUUACCAUCUAGAAAACCUCUUUUACUAGAACCUUCCUUUGUCAUCAAGAAUAAGGCUGUGGAUGAAGCCAGACAUAAGCAAGCAGAGAGAGCCAGAGCGAUACAUGCUUUUCGAGAGAGUAAAAAUGCUAUACUUAUUGCGCAUCCCUCCUCGCUUAUAGAGAGCGUUUACGUUCAUUCUGGAGAAGAGUUUAGGAGAAGAAUAAAACUACAGGAUAGAUUAAACAUCCCUGACUGGACCCAUUUUUUAGAUGAGUUAGACUAUGUUCGGACAAAUUAUGUAUAUGAGCAUGGCCAAUAUGCUAUCCGGGGGAAUAUUUUAGAUAUUUACUCUUAUGCUUAUGAGCAUCCUCUCCGUAUAGAGUUAUUCGAUAUUGAUGUAGAAGAAAUAAGGGAAUUUGAUAUUGAGACUCAAUUGUCAGUGACUAAUAGACAAGAAGCUUUUAUUACCCCUUCUCCCAAUUUUUUGGCAAGGAAUAGAAAGUCCGAGAAACUGCAUGCUUAUAAUGGUCAAGAAAUCAACGGUGUAUGCAGUACACCCAUUAUACAUAAAAAUUUCAAUAAAUUACAUCAAACUUUAAUCGGUCUUAAUAAAGAUAAAUACAGGGUUUUUAUUCAAUCUGAGGAUGAAAAACAAACUGAGCGGUAUCGAAGUAUUUUUCAUGAUUUAGGACAAGAAGUAGAUUUUGAGGAAAUCAAUCAUGAACUCUAUAAAGGAUUUAUAGAUAAUGAGUCGAAAAUUGCGGUUUUUACUACGCAUGAAAUCUUUGCUCGAAGGAAGCGAGAUAUUCAAGCUACCCAAACGAAUAUUUCAGCGCAAGCGCAACUGCUAAAAUCAAUAAAGGAGUUAGUACCUGGAGACUAUGUGACCCAUAUUGACCAUGGUGUGGGACGAUUUUCAGGCUUAGAAAAACUAGAAGUGGGAGGACAUGUACAAGAAGCCGUUCGACUUAUCUAUGCCAAUAAUGAUAUUCUCUACGUUCACAUUAAUUCUAUUCAUAAAAUAAGCAAGUAUGUAGGAAAAGAUGGAACUGAGCCACGCAUGCAUAGGCUAGGCAGCGAUACCUGGGAAAAUGUCAAGCGAAAGACGAAGAAGAAAAUCAAGGAUAUCGCGGAAGAUCUAAUCAAACUCUACGCGAAAAGAAAGGCUAGCAAGGGCUUUGCAUUUUCUCCGGAUUCUUAUCUACAAAUGGAGCUAGAAUCUUCGUUUGAAUUUGAAGAUACUCCUGAUCAAGCAAAGUCAACAUUAGAUGUAAAAAUCGACAUGGAAAAGCAAAUACCCAUGGAUAGACUUAUUUGCGGCGAUGUAGGCUUCGGAAAGACAGAAAUAGCUAUUCGCGCUGCAUUUAAAGCAGUGGCAGAUUCCAAGCAGGUAGCGGUAUUGGUACCCACGACUCUUUUGGCGUUUCAACAUUAUAAUACCUUCAAAAGAAGACUAGAUGGUUUGCCUUGCAAUAUUGAAUUUAUUAAUCGUUUUAAGAGCGCUAAGGAAAAAACGACCAUUUUAAAACGACUGGAAGCAGGGCAGGUAGAUAUCCUCAUAGGAACACAUGCUUUGGUAGGGAAAAAUGUCAAGUUCAAGGACCUUGGACUACUUGUAAUAGAUGAAGAACAAAAAUUCGGCGUACAGGUGAAGGAAAAGCUCAAAGAGUUUAAACUCAACGUAGACACCUUAACUUUAACGGCUACACCUAUUCCUAGAACCCUUCAAUUCUCUUUAUUAGGCGCUAGAGAUUAUAGUUUAAUUCAAACACCACCGCCCAAUAGGCAGCCUGUAUAUACCGAACUCACGCUCUUAGACCCAGAGUAUAUAAAAGAAAUAAUCAACAAUGAAGUAGGCAGAGGCGGACAGGUCUUUUUCGUGCAUAAUAGGGUCAAGGAUUUAUUUCAAAUAAAAGACAUGCUUCAAGCUAUUUUACCAAGUAUAGAUAUAGCCAUAGCGCAUGGACAAUUAGAAGGCGAUGUCAUCGAAAAGACCCUCAUAGACUUUAUUGAGCAUAAAUAUGAUGUACUAUUGAGCACUAAUAUAAUAGAGUCGGGAAUUGAUAUUUCCAAUGUGAAUACUAUUAUUAUAAACAAUGCUCAUCAAUUUGGCCUGAGCGACCUACAUCAGCUACGCGGACGUGUAGGUAGAAGCGAUCGAAAAGCUUAUUGCUAUCUUUUAUCACCGCCCUAUAGUACAUUGACUAAUGAUGCUAAGCAAAGACUGAGCGCGAUGGAACAAAAUGCGGAAUUGGGUUCUGGAUUUCAGAUAGCUAUGCGAGAUUUAGACCUACGCGGAGCAGGAAAUCUUUUAGGUGGAGAGCAGUCUGGAUUUAUCUCCGAUAUAGGCUAUGAUACAUUUAUGAAGAUACUGGAUGAGGCCAUAUUGGAGCUAAAAGAAGGAGACUAUAAAGAACUCUAUGCCGAUGAACGAACCGAAAAAUCCUUUGUUCGAGAGUGUCAAAUAGAAACGGAUUAUGACAUGUAUAUCCCUGACAAAUAUAUAACAGGCUCACAGGAAAGACUCAAUGUCUAUACAGAAUUAAAUCAGAUGAAAAUGGAAAAGGAGUUGACUGUCUAUCUGUCUCAGUUGAAAGAUAUCUACGGUAAAUUACCUAAUCAAAUACAAGAUAUUUGUGAUGCUAUUCGGCUGAAAUGGCUAGCAACCAAAUUAGGGGUAGAGCGAAUCAUUAUUAAAAACGGUAAAAUGCGAUGCUAUCUCGUGCAGAACCAAGAUUCUCCGUUUUAUAAAUCUGAUAUAUUCGGAAAAAUGCUCAAUUAUUUAUCCAAAUACCCUGUAGGUUCUUCUAUGAAGCAAACGGCGCAGCAUAUUAUCUUGGAGUUUUCUACGUUUAAGAAUUGUAUCGAGGCCAAGGAUAAGCUGGAGCAUGUGUUGAAGUUUACGAAUGAA
Darwinula stevensoni is the source of this 2958-nucleotide messenger RNA. The record is from the annotation of a GenBank genome assembly. Lineage: Eukaryota; Metazoa; Arthropoda; Ostracoda; Podocopida; Darwinulidae.